CAGCUCUCUCCCACACUUACUCUCUCGCUCUUCAACACUAGCUCGAGAGACCAGACAUGGAAGAGCCCCCCGGGAGUAGCGCAGUUGAGGCUGAGGCGCCAAACACACUGGAGGACCUUUCCCCAUUCCUCACAUACCUUGGUGCGCUAUGCCCCGCGGCACUGGGUGCUCGGCCUGGUGCCUUUAAGCGCAAGCUGAAGAAGCAGAACGAGCUCCUUACCAAGUUUGCAUGCGACCCGAGUGUCCGCACACUGGUGGUGGCGGUCGGCUCGAGGCCCGAGGCUGGCGUGCAUGAUGGAAGCGACGACGGUGAAGAAGAGGGCGGGCAGGAGUUCUCUUUACAGCUGGAGGUAGCGUACCUCGGCAAGAAUGUCGAGUCAAUGAUGUGCUUUGUCAAGCGCGGCGAGGUGCUCGUUGCCGGGACGCCCAUCGCAGGGCAGCUCCACUUUGUGACGCUCGCCAACGACAAGCCGUUCGAGACGCUGUACGCGUACCUGAGGACCUCGUUUGGCCCGCUGUUUGAGUCAUUUCUCGACGCAUCGGCGUCCAAGUUUGGUGGGAGCGGGCCCGGGAGCGGGCCCGCCGGAAGCUCGGGCGACAAGACCGACCCGAACAUGGGCGUGGCGGUCGUUCGCAAGAACCUGGCGUCGCUGCAGUCGUCGCUGAUGCACCUCAAGCAAGAAGUGGAAAUUCCCGAGGUCAAGCUGGUGAUCGACGGCGACAUUGCACGGUGCCUCGACGAGGCUGCGGCGGCCGGGCGGGCCAUGGAGGUGGGCGACCUCGGCGAGCUGGUCAAGGACUCGCGGUGGCUCAACUCGCUGCAGUCGGGUGUCAACGCGUGGAUCCGCGAAGUGCAAAAGGUGACCAAGCUCGAGCGCGACGCGUCGACGGGCUCGGCGCUCCAGGAGAUCAACUUUUGGCUCUCGAUGGAGCGCGCGCUCGACGCGGUCGAGGCCGAGCUUGCCACGCCGGGCGUGGAAAUGACCAUGGAGGUGCUGAAGCACGCCAAGCGGUUCCAUGCCACGGUGAGCUUCCGGUCUGAUACCGGGCUCAAGGCUGCGCGUGCCGUCGUCACCUCGUACAACUUGCUCUUCAAGGACUUUCCUAUCCACGAGCUCCUCAACGCCACCGACAUCAACUCGCUCAACGACGGCCUCUCCGGCGUGUUCAACCACCUCAAGAAGCUCAAGAACACGAGCUACCCGCUCGAGCGGGCGCUGCGGUUUGUCGAGGCGCUCUCACGCGACGUGGCGGCCCAGCUGCUCUCUGUCCUGCAGGGCGCGCGGCUGCUUCUCCUGCCGUAUGACGAGUUUGACGUCCUCACAAGCGACUGCGGCUCGGUCUUUGCGCUGUGGGAGGAUCUUGUGGCCGGCUUCAAGGAGCUCCUCCGCGAAGUCGCCAAGUUCCGCCGGAACAAGGCCGAAGAGUCGCUGCCGAUCCGGAUCCGGGCCGAGCACACGGCGCUCCGCGACCGGCUGGAGGAUCUCCGCCGGUUCCGCAAGCAGCACGACGAGCUGCGUGUCGUCAUUCGCAAGGUUCUCCCGCAAGUCGCGCAUGGCUCGGAGAUCAACGCCGUCGAGGAGGUGGCUGCGGCAUACGACGAAGUCAAGGCUGUCGAGCCACUUGACGUCUCCGAGACCGGUGUCGUCAACUGGAACGAGGCGCUGCAUGCGUACGAGUCGCGCAUCGACGCCGUUGAGUCGCAGAUCACCAACCGGCUCCGCGACAAGCUCGGCUCGGCCAAGAACGCCAACGAGAUGUUCCGGGUCUUUCAAAAGUUCAACGCGCUCUUCUUCCGGCCGCGCAUCCGCGGCGCCAUCCAAGAGUACCAGGCGCAGCUCAUUUCGCGGGUCAAGGGCGACAUUACGGCGCUGCAAGACAAGUUCAAGACGCAGUACGGCGUGUCCGAGGUCUCACGCAUGUCGCGACUCCGCGACUUGCCGCCUGUUGCCGGCAACAUUAUCUGGGCGCGGCAGAUCGAGCGCCAGCUCGACACGUACAUGAACCGGGUCGAGACCGUGCUCGGCUCGGGUUGGGAGCAGCAUGUCGAGGGCCAGAAGCUCAAGGUCGAGGGCGACUCGUUCCGCCGCAAGCUCAACACCGCUAUGCUCUUCAACAACUGGGUCAAGCAGACCGAGUCGCGGAAUUACGAGGCUGUCGGCCGGGUCUUUUACAUUGAGAAGCGCCACUCCAAGCUGACGCUGCGGACCAACUUUGACGGCGGCAUGAUCACCCUCUUCAAGGAGGUUCGCAACCUACUCUGGCUCGGCUUCCGGGUCCCGUUCCAGAUCCAGCUCACCUCCUCGCGGGCGCAGCAGGUCUAUCCGUUUGCCGUCUCGCUCAUGGAGUCAAUCAAGACGUACUCGCGGUCGUGCGAGAAGCUCUCCGAAUCGAUUGCCCCGCUUGUGGCCUCGUUCCAGCUCUCGGUCCAGACCACGCUCGCCGACGGCUUCCAGCUCCACUGGGAGUCACUCAAGCUUGACGAGUACGUCAAGACGCUCGCCGAGACCGUCCUUAACUUUCAGGAGAAGGUUGACGACCUGCUCGUCAAGUACGAGACCAUCAACAGCUCGCUUGCCUCGCUCGCUUCGGCCAAGCUCGAGCAGGCCGCGCUGGCCAAAAUCGUCGGCUCCAUCCAGGACGUGGUCGACUCGCUCAACAUGGCUGGCUACUCGAACCUGGACGCCUACGUGGCCUCGCUUGAUACAUCGCUCCGCGAGGUGCUCACUGGCCGGCUCCGUGAGGCCGUCGACCUCUGGAUCAAGGUCUUUACCGCCUCGCUGCCAUCGCUGCGGCCAGGCGCCGAGGGUGCGUCCGCCAAGGACGACGCGGCGGCCGCCGAAGACGAGCGCAAGAAGGCGCGGGCACGGGCGUUGCGGGCACGCCGGUUUGCGCGCCCGCGCGGCGGCGACGACGGCGCUGGUGCGGGUGAGAGCGUCGACCCGGCGGCAAUGUCACCGGCGGCGCUGACUGCGCUCCGGGCCUCGAUGGUUGUGGACGGCAAACCGUGCAUGGAGCCGGUGGUCCACGAGCUCUCGCUCCGCAACCAGACCAUGUACCUCGAGCCGCCGCUCGAGUCUGCGCGACAGGACUGGAUCGACCAGUUCAACACAUGGCUUGGCGUUGUCGGCUCGCUCCCAGUCCUCUCGGCCUCGCGGUUUGACGUCAUGGGCGUGGCCGCGGCGUCGGGUCCGGGCGGGGCCAAGAUGGCGACCUACGCCGACCUGCUUAGCGAUCUCGAGCCGAAUGAGCUCACUGGGGCGUACGAGGUCAUCGAGGGCCUCCUCGCGGAGGCGCGGCGGUACGUCGACUCGUGGCUCCAGUACCAGUCGCUGUGGGACAUGGACGCGUCGGCAGUCCAUGACGUGGUCCGCGAUGACCUCGGGCUCUGGCGGCAGCUCCUCCGCGAGAUCCAGAACGCGCGGUCGACGUUUGACAACGCUGACUCGGAGUACUCGCUCGGCUCAAUUGUGGUGCAGUACGGACAGGUCCAGGCCAAGGUCAACAACAAGUACGACGCAUGGCACAAGGAGUUCCUCGCUCACUUUGGCUCGCUCCUUGGCUCGCGCAUGGCGGACUUUCUGGAGACGCUCGCGGGUGCACGUGCCGCGCUCGAGGGCGCGACUGUCGAGACCGAGUCGACCGCUGACGCUGUGGCGUUCAUCACCACCGUACAGAAGCACAAGCGCAAGCUCGACGAGUACAAGGCAUCCAUGGAGCACUACAAGCUCGGGCAGAAGCUGGCGGAGCGGCAGCGGUUCCACUUUCCGGCCGACUGGGUCCAUUACGACCGGCUCGACGGCGAGUUUACCGCCUUUGUGGAGAUCCUCAACCGGAAGGACGCGUCGAUCGAGUCGCAGGUCCCGGCACUGCAGAAGAAGAUCCUUGCCGAGGAGCGGAUGCUGGCGGCCAAGCUGAGCGAGGUCGAGGCCGAGUGGACAAGCUCCAAGCCGGUCUCGGGCGAGAUGCGGCCGGACGAGGCCAACAACGUCAUCGCCAUGUUUGAGGGGCGGGUGACCAAGCUCGCGGCCGACUUUGCACGCAUUGUGCAGGCCAUGGACGCACUUGACCUCGACGCGCCGUCGAACGAGACCAUCGAGUCGAUGGCGGAGGAGCUUGCCGACCUCAAGGGUGUGUGGGAGGCGCUCGGCGGCGUGUGGUCGGGUCUCGACGAGCUCAAGACGACGCCGUGGAAGGGAGUGGUGCCCAAGGCGCUGCGGCGGUCGCUCAACUCGCUCAUCAACGAGCUCAAGGGCAUGCCGAACCGGAUGCGACAGUAUGAGGCGUGGGAGUAUGUCAAGGGCUACCUCGAGUCGCUUGUCAAGGCCAACUCGCUCAUCGAGGCGCUCUCGUCGGACGCAGUCCACGAGCGGCACUGGAAGGUCCUCCGCAAGGCGCUCGGCGUGAGGUGGGCCUCGGACUUUACGCUUGGCGAGGUGUGGGAUGCCGACGUGCUCGGCAACGCCGACGCCAUCGGCGAGGUGGUGACCAUGGCGCAGGGCGAGAAGGGCCUCGAGGAGUUUCUCCGCGAGGUCAAGGAGUUCUGGACCGAGUUUGCGCUCGAGCUCGUGGUGUACCAGGGCAAGACGCGACUCAUCCGCGGGUGGGACGACCUGUUCAACAAGCUCAUGGAGCACCUCAACUCUGUACAGGCCAUGAAAAUGUCGCCGUACUUUAAGCCCUUCGCUGAGGAGGCGCAGGUGUGGGACGAGCGGCUGUCGCGGAUGCAGGAUAUCUUUGACCUGUGGAUCGACGUCCAGCGCCGCUGGGUCUACCUCGAGGGCAUCUUUACCGGCUCGGCCGACAUCAAGGUCCUUCUCCCGCAAGAGUCGAAGCGUUUCGACUCGAUUAACUCGGAGUUCCUCGGCCUCAUGAAAAAGGUGACCAAGGCGCCGCUCAUUCUCGACGUCAUCGCCAUCUCGGGCGUCGACAAGCUCCUCGCCCGUCUCGCCGACCUCCUCACCAAGGUCCAGAAGGCGCUCGGUGAGUACCUCGAGCGCCAGCGGGCCUCGUUCCCACGCUUCUACUUUGUGGGCGACGAGGACUUGCUCGAGAUCAUUGGCAACUCCAAGGAUGUGUUCAAGGUCCAGAAGCACCUCAAGAAGAUGUUUGCCGGUCUCACUGCGCUCAUUCUCGACGACGACGCGCCGUCGCUCAUCCGCGGUAUGAUGUCCAAAGAGGGCGAGGUUGUGCCGUUUGCCGCGCCCGUCGACGCCGCCACCAUGCCUAAGAUUAACGAGUGGCUUUCGGCGCUGGAGGCCGAGAUGAAGAACUCGCUCGCGCUUCUCCUCACCGACGCCGUGGUCGAGCUGCGGACCAUUCUCGCGCCGGGCAGGGCCUUUGACGAGGACGCGUUCUUUACCUGGGUCGAGACCUAUCCUGACCAGCUCGUCACGCUCGCUGCGCAGUGCGUGUGGACCGAGCAAGUUGAGGCCGGGCUGGAGGCCGCGGCGAGUGACGAGUACGGUGCCGCCAACGCGUUUCUGGAGACAAUUCUGAGCGUGCUCGCAGUGCUCGCGCAGGAGGUGCUCUCGGACAUGUCGAACAUCAAGCGGAAGAAGCUCGAGCACCUCAUCACCGAGCUUGUUCACCAGCGCGACACCAUCCGCAAGCUUGUGGCGGCAAAGGUGCCGUCGGCCUCGGACUUUGGCUGGCUCUACGAGAUGCGGUACUACUUUGACGAGACCAAGGCAGUGCCUGUGGAGCGGUUCGCCAUCCGCAUGGCCAACGCCGAGUUCCUUUACGGCUUUGAGUACCUUGGCAUCCAGUCCAAGCUGGUGACCACGCCGCUGACGGACCGGUGCUACCUGACGCUCACCCAGGCGCUGCACGGGCGGAUGGGUGGCUCGCCGUUUGGCCCGGCCGGUACAGGCAAGACCGAGUCGGUCAAGGCGCUCGGCUCGCAGCUCGGCCGGUUUGUACUUGUCUUUUGCUGCGACGAGAACUUUGAUUUCCAGGCCAUGGGCCGCAUUUUCGUGGGCCUUUGCCAGGUCGGCGCCUGGGGCUGCUUUGACGAGUUCAACCGGCUCGCCGAGCGUAUGCUCUCGGCCGUCUCGCAGCAGAUCCAGACCAUCCAGCUAGCGCUGCAGGACGGGACGCCCAAGGUCGAGCUCCUCGGGACGACGGUGCCGAUCUCGCCCGACAUGGGUAUUUUCAUUACCAUGAACCCGGGCUACGCCGGGCGGUCCAACUUGCCGGACAACCUCAAGCAGCUCUUCCGACCGAUGGCCAUGACCGCGCCGGACAAGGAGCUCAUCGGACAGGUCAUGCUCUUCUCGCAAGGCUUUGCCACCGCCGAGCGGCUCGCCGGCAAGGUGGUGCCGCUCUUCAAGCUUUGCCACGAGCAGCUGUCGGACCAGUCGCACUACGACUUUGGCCUCCGCUCGCUCAAGUCUGUCCUCGUCUCUGCAGGCAACAUCAAGCGGAAGAAGAUGCUUGCCAUUGCGAGCGGCGACGAGCCGCAGCCGGGCGACAACACUGAGUUUGAGCAAGACGUUUUGCUGCAGUCUAUUUGCGAGACGCUUAUUCCCAAACUUGUGGCGGCCGACAUCCCGCUGCUCUACUCACUGCUCACCGACGUCUUCCCGGGCUGCGCGCUGCCGCAGCUUGCGGCGGCGGCGCUCAAGGCCAAGAUGAAGGCCAUUGCCGACGAAGCCAAUUAUGUGUUUGGCGAUCUGUGGGUCGACAAGACGCUGCAACUCAACCAGAUCCUCAACCUCAACCACGGCGUCAUGCUCGUGGGCCCGUCGGGCUCUGGCAAGUCGAGCUCGUGGCGGACGCUCCUGGCUGCGCUCGAGGCGCUAGAGGGUGUCGAGGGCUGCUCGUACGUCAUCGACGCCAAGGCCAUUUCCAAGGACGAGUUGUACGGCUUCCUCGACGCGACGACCCGCGAGUGGACCGACGGCAUUUUUACCGGCAUUCUCCGGCGGAUCAUCGACAACGUCCGCGGCGAGGCGGCGAAGCGGCAUUGGAUUGUGUUUGACGGCGACGUCGACCCCGAGUGGGUGGAGAACAUGAACUCGCUGCUCGACGACAACAAGCUCCUCACGUUGCCCAACGGCGAGCGGUUGGCGCUCCCGCCGAAUGUGCGAAUCAUGUUCGAGGUGCAGGAUCUCAAGUACGCGACGCUGGCCACGGUCUCGCGGACAGGCAUGGUGUGGUACUCGGAGGACACGCUGACGACGCCGAUGAUUUUGCAGCAUAACUUGCUCAAGAUGCGAAACGUGGUGGUUCCGGGCGAGUACGACGAGUCGGACCUGCCGGGCUACGCUGGCGUCGACGACGAGACCGGUGCCGAGGUCUCGCCGGCGCUCAUGGUACAGCGCGAGGUGGAAGCUGCGCUCGCGCCGUACUUUGCGGACGGGAGCAUGGUGUUGCAGGCGCUGGACAAGGCGGCCGGGCUGGAACAGGUCAUGGACCACUCGCGGCUGCGGCUGCUGGGCGCCAUGUUCUCGAUCCUCAACAUGGGCAUUGCGCAAGUCCACGAAUACAACGCGACCCACUACGAGGCGCCGAUGGGCGGCUCGCGGCUGGCUGACUUUAUGCGCCGCAAGCUGGUGCUCGCAGUGGUGUGGGGCUUUUCCGGCUCGUGCAAGAUUGCGGUCCGCGAAGAGUUUUCGCACUGGCUCCGCGACAUUACCGACAUUGAUCUGCCGGAAAAGCCGGUCAUCGACUACGAGGUCUCUGUGGUGACUGGUGGGUGGGAGCUGUGGACGAACCAGGUGCCGGUCAUUGACGUCGACGCCGAGUCGAUGGGUACCGCCGUCAUUCCGACGCUCGACACGGUGCGGCACGUGGACAUUCUGUACGCUUGGUUGGCGGAGCACAAGCCGCUGCUGCUGUGCGGCCCGCCGGGGUCGGGCAAGACGAUGACGCUCUUCUCGACGCUCCGCAAGGCGACCAACUACGACGUGUGUGCCAUCAACUUCUCGUCGGCCACCUCACCGGAGCUCAUUCUUUCGACGUUUGAGCAAAAGUGCGAGAUCAAGAAGACCGCCCGCGGCCUCGUUCUUCAGCCGAUUCAGCUCGGCAAGUGGCUGGUGGUCUUUUGCGACGAGAUCAACUUGCCGGAGCCGGACGAGUACGGCACGCAGCGAGUCAUCACCUUUAUCCGCCAGCUUGUGGAGCAGGGCGGUUACUGGCGGGCCGAGGACCUGCAGUGGAUUUCGUUGGAGCGGAUUCAGUUUGUGGGAGCGUGCAACCCGCCGACGGAUCCUGGGCGGACGCCGCUCUCGCACCGGUUCCUCCGGCACGCGCCGCUCAUUCUGUGCGACUACCCGGCAUACGAGUCGCUGACCCAGAUUUACGGCACCUUUUCGCGGGCGCUCCUUGCCGACUACGCGCAUCUCAAGCCGUACGCGGGAGCUCUCACCGAGUGCAUGGUCGACUUUUACACCCAGUCGCAGGCGCGGUUCACGGCCGACAUCCAGCAGCACUACAUCUACUCGCCUCGUGAGCUGACGCGGUGGGUCCGCGGCAUCUACGAUGCGCUGCGGACGGGCGAGGAGGGUCCGAGCCUGGAGACACUGAUGCGGAUCUGGGCGCACGAGGGCCUGCGGCUGUUCCAGGACCGGCUUGUGACCGAGGAGGAGCGCGAGUGGACGACGACGCAUCUCGAUGCGACGCUCGCCAAGCACUGUCCGGAUUGCGACGCGUCGGUGGCGCUUGCGCGGCCGAUUCUGUUCUCCUCGUGGCUCUCGGACGACUCGCGGUACGUGUCGGUGACCCGCGACGAUCUGCGGGCGUACCUGCUUGACGAACUGAAGAACUUUUACGAGGAGGAGCUCGACGUGCCGCUGGUGCUCUUUGACGAGGUGCUCGACCACAUCCUGCGGAUCGACCGGGUCUUCCAUCAAAAGCAGGGCCACCUGCUGCAGAUCGGACAGUCGGGCGCGGGUAAGACGGUGCUCUCGCGAUUUGUGGCGUGGAAGAACGGGCUCUCGGUCUUCCAGAUUCGCGGCUCGAACAAGUACUCUGGCGAGGACUUUGACAAUGACCUGCGGACGGUGCUGCGGCGGUCGGGCGCCGAGGGCGAGAAGAUCUGCUUCAUCUUUGACGAGUCGAACAUCAAGGACACGGGCUUCCUCGAGCGGAUGAACACGCUCCUCGCCAACGGUGAGAUUCCGGGCCUGUUUGAAGGCGACGACUGGACGUCGCUGAUGAACCAGUGCAAGACGAGCUCGCAAACCGAGGGCAAGAUGCUGAGCUCCGAGGACGAGCUCUACGAGUGGUUUACCAACCAGAUCAUCCGCAACCUGCACGUGGUGUUCACCAUGAACCCUGCCGGUGGCGGGUUUGAGAACCGGACGUCGACUUCGCCAGCGCUCUUCAACCGAUGCGUGCUCAACUGGUUCGGCGACUGGUCGGACAAGGCGUUGUACCAGGUCGGCCUCGAGUUUACGGCAGCCGCACCAAACCCGCCGACGCACCGACAGGCCAUUGUCAACGCCAUGGUCUCUGUCCAUCAGUCUGUGGCCGAGGCCAACGUCAAGCUCUCCAAGCGGCAAGGGCGGGUCAACUACGUGACGCCGCGGCACUACCUCGACUUUAUCCACCACUAUGUGGGCCUGUACAACGAGAAGCGCGGCGAGCUCGAGGAGCAGCAGGCGCAUCUCAACACUGGGCUCGACAAGCUGCGCGAGACCGAGGAGCAGGUGCUCGAGCUGCAAAAGUCACUCGCGGUGAAGAACACCGAGCUCGCAGCCAAGAACGAGGAGGCGAACGCUAAGCUGAAGCAGAUGGUCAAGGACCAGCAGGUUGCGGAGGAGAAGAAGAAAGAGUCGCUCAAGAUGGCGGCCGAGCUGGAGGCCAAGUCCAAGGUUGUGGAGGAGCAAAAGGAGGUGGCGCUCGGUGACCUGGCCAAGGCCGAGCCGAUGGUGGAGGAGGCCCGUGCGGCGGUGCAGGGCAUCAAGAAGUCCCACCUCGACGAGGUCCGCGCCCUCCGCAACCCGCCGGCCAAGAUCCAGCUGACGAUGGAGGCUGUGCUCACCCUCCUCGGCGCCGGCAAGAUCGACUGGAAGGGCAUCAAGGCUGCGAUCCAGAAGACCUCGUUCAUUUCGGAUGUCAUGUCGUUUGAUGCCGAGACCAUUUCGCCGCGCAUUCGGGCGGUGAUGGAGAAGAAGUACUUGUCAAACCCCGAGUUCAACUUUGAGUCGAUCAACAAGGCUUCCAAGGCGUGUGGCCCGCUGUGCAAGUGGGCGCUGGCGCAGCUGGCAUACGCAGACAUCCUGCACCGGGUCGAGCCGCUGCGGGCCGAGCUGCGGGCGCUGGAGGCAGACGCAGCGGCGAUGGCGGCCAAGAAGGCCGAGAUGGACGACCUCGUGGCCGAGCUCGAGGCGUCGAUUGCGGCGUACAAGGAGGAGUAUGGGGUGCUCAUCGGCGAGACGCAGCGGAUCAAGACCGAGAUGGAGGUGACCAAGGUCAAGGUGGAGCGGUCGACGUCGCUGCUUGCCUCGCUCGGGUCAGAGCGAUCGCGGUGGGAGGCCGAGUCGGAGGGCUUCCGCAACCAACUUGCAUCUGUGGUGGGCGAUGUGCUGGUGUGUGCGGCGACGAUGGCGUACGCCGGUUUCUUUGACCAAAGCUACCGGUCCGGACUGGAGGCGCAGUGGAAGGCGCAGCUGGAGGCGUCCAACGUGGCGUUCAACUCGGAGCUUGCCUUUAACGAGUUCCUCGGCUCUGCUGCUGCCGAGCUCGAGUGGCAGUCACGUGGGCUGCCUGUCGACGCGCUCUGCACGCAAAACGCGAUCAUGCUCGAGCGGUACAACCGGUACCCGCUCAUCAUCGACCCGUCGGGCCAGGCGACCGAGUUUGUGAUGGCGCAGUAUGCCGGACGCAAGAUGAAGAAGACCUCGUUCCUCGACCCUGCGUUCAUGAAGCACCUCGAGAGUGCGCUGCGGUUUGGAACGUCGUUGCUGGUGCAGGACGUGGAGAACAUCGACCCUGUCGUCAACCCUGUGCUCAACAAGGAGCUGCAGAAGAAGGGCGGGCGGGUGCUGAUGCAGCUCGGCGAGCUGGACAUCGACUUUUCGCCAUCGUUCUCGAUCUUCCUCUCGACUCGCGACCCGACGUUUAACUUUGCGCCGGACCUGUGCUCUCGGGUGACCUUUGUCAACUUUACGUGUCUGUCCAAGGUGCUCAAGGCUGAGCGGCCAGACAUUGACGCGAAGCGGUCGGACCUGCUCAAGCUCCAGGGCGAGUUUCGGGUCAAGCUGCGGGCGAUGGAGGCCAAGCUGCUGACGACGCUCUCCGAGUCGGAGGGCAACAUUCUGGACAACGACAAGGUUAUUACCACGCUGGAGAAGAUCAAGGCCGACGCUGCGGACAUUGCGCAAAAGGCAAGCGAGGCCGACGUGGUGAUGGAGGAGGUGGAGGGCGUGUCGUCACAGUACGCGCCGAUGGCGACGUCGUGCUCGCGGAUCUACUUUUCGCUCGAGCAGAUGGGCCACGUCCACUUUUUGUACCAGUACUCGCUGCAGUUCUUCCUCGACAUUUUCGAGGUGACACUGUUGCACAACCCGCACCUCGAGGCGUUGACCGAGCCGAUGGAGCGGCUGGAGGUGCUGAUGGCGGACUUGUUUGCGACAGUGUACGAGCGGGUCUGUCGUGGCCUGCUCCACGCCGACCACGUCUGCUUUGCCUUUCUCCUUGCCCAGGUGCGGACCGAGUCUGCGGCGGUGCUCGACGCGCAGGAGUUUGAGUUCUUCCUCAAGGGCAUCGAGUCGCUCGGCGGGCAGGUGCCGGAGCUGGGCGUCGACGUCACGGCGCCGGCGCUCGGAUACACGCCUGCACAGCAGCACCUGCUCCGUGGGCUCUCUGCGCUCCCGAUCUUUGCGGGCGCGCUCGGCGAGUCUGCAGUGAAGGACGUUGAGGCGUGGGCCAAGUUCCUCGACCUGUCCGCGGCCGGCGAGAAGGCUGUGCCGCCGGGACCGUGGAAUGCGGCGCCUGCGGGCGCGGGCAUGCCGGGCGCGCUAGUGGCGUUCCGCAAGCUGCUGCUGGUCAAGGCGUUCCGGCCGGACCGGCUGCUGGCGGCGAUGGACACGUUUGUGUCUGCGGUGUUUGGCAGCGGGUUCCUCGACCUCGGGGUGCUCGACCUCGGCAAGGUGGUGGGGAGCGAGGUGGCGGCGAGCACGCCGCUGUUGAUGUGCUCGAUGCCCGGACACGACGCGUCGGGGCGGGUCGACGAGGUGGCGGCCGAAGUGGGCAAGCGGGUCAACUCGAUUGCCAUCGGCUCGCCCGAGGGCUUUGACCUGGCGGAGAACGCCAUUUCGGCGGCAGCCAAGAGCGGCGGUUGGGUCAUGCUCAAGAACGUGCACCUUGCGCCGCAGUGGCUGGUGCAGCUUGAGAAGAAGUUGCACAACCUGGCGCCGGUCUCAGGCUUCCGGCUUUUUAUGACCGGCGAGAUCCAUCCUGCGAUUCCGGUCAACCUCAUGCGGAUGUCGCGGAUCUUUGUGUUUGAGCCGCCGCCGGGUGUCAAGGCCAACCUGCUGCGGACGUUCUCGUCGAUUCCUGCGUCGCGAAUGGAUGCCAAGCCGGUCGAGCGGUCGCGGCUGUACUUUAUCAUCUCGUGGGUCCAUGCCGUCUUGCAAGAACGGCUGGGGUACACGCCGCUCGGGUGGGCACAGAGCUACGAGUUUAAUGACGCAGACAUCCGGUGUGCGUUUGCGUCGGUCGACUAUUGGGUUGGGUCGGUGGCCAAGUCGAAGGACAACGUGGACCCGGAGAAGAUCCCGUGGCUCGCGCUUCGCACGCUGUUCUCGGUCUCGAUCUACGGCGGGCGGAUUGACAACGAGUUUGACUCGCGGCUGCUGGACUCGUUCCUGGAGAACCUCUUUACGCCGGCGUCGUUCAACCUCGACUUUGUGCUUGUGCCGGCAGAGGACUCGGGCUCGUCUGAGGACGACGAAGGUGACGCAAGCGGAAGCGGAAGCGACGCGGCUGCUCUCACCAUUCCAGAGGCGCGGUGCAAGGCCGACUUUGAGGCGUGGGUCCGGGCGCUGCCGGACUCGCAAACGCCGGCGUGGCUUGGCCUCCCGGUCAACGCCGAGUCUGUCCUCCUCCGCAACAAGGCCAAGGUCGCGGUGUCGAAGAUCCUCAAGCUGCAGUCGAUGCAGGAGGAUGAGUCUGUGGGCGGUGAGGCCGAGGCAGCGGCAGCGGCUGCAGCCAGCGGCGACGGUUCGGGCGUGGCGUUGCCGGCGUGGAUGCGGUCGUUGCACACCUCGCUUCAGCAGUGGAGCGAGCACCUGCCGGCGGGCCUGACGAGCAUGACAUCGUCGGCGGAGAACGUGGCAAACCCGCUGUUCCGGUGCAUCGAGCGCGAGAACGAGCGGGCACGAAGCCUUCUGGGCGUCAUCCGCAAGGACGUGGCCGACCUCGAUGCGGUCUGCCGCGGCGAGAUGAAGCAGACCAACCACAUCCGCGAGCUGCUGGUGUACCUGUCCAAGGGCAUGAUUCCCAAGUCGUGGCGGGCGUACUCGGUUCCGGACUCGCUCUCGGUCAACGUGUUUGUCAAGGAUCUCGCGCUGCGACUGCAACAGCUGGAGGAUCUCGCUGGCCAAGCCUCGACCUUUGGCCGCGACGGCAUCAUCCUCGGGCGGCUCUUCUCGCCCGAGGCCUUCCUCACUGCCUCGCGGCAGGCAGCAGCGCAGGCCAAGGAGUGGCCGCUUGAGGAGCUCGAGCUCGCAGUCUACGUCGGCGAGGAGAGCGGCGACGACCUCCAGUCGUUUGCCAUCCUCGACCUGAACGUCGAGGGCGCCGAGUGGCGCGAGGGCGCGCUCCAUCUCUCGGAAAAGAUUUCGACCACGCUCCCGGUCGCCCGCUUCCGGUGGGUCAACCCGCGGGUGGAGGACGUUCCGCCGCGCCGGCUCAUCCGCCUCCCGGUCUACCUCAACUCGUCACGCAAGGUCCUCCUCUUUGACGUCCAGGUCGACGGGCCCCAAGGCCUUGGAGAUCUUGACUUUGCCCAGCGCGGCAUUGCCAUUGUGGCCACAAGCUACGAGAACAUCGUGUAGUGCAGCGUUAGCCGUGUCGCGAGUUGAUAAAGCACAAGCGCUGUGCA
Thecamonas trahens ATCC 50062 is the source of this 14053-nucleotide messenger RNA. RefSeq names its product cytoplasmic dynein. The record is from RefSeq and is a predicted model, not a curated record. Bases 57 to 14006 code for a protein of 4649 amino acids. Gene Ontology annotation, biological process: microtubule-based movement. Lineage: Eukaryota; Apusomonadida; Apusomonadidae. The transcript has 4 exons. Gene Ontology annotation, cellular component: dynein complex. Gene Ontology annotation, molecular function: dynein light intermediate chain binding; dynein intermediate chain binding; minus-end-directed microtubule motor activity.